UAACUGUGUGCAGUAAGGUAAGAGAAAAGAAACAAUGGCAGUACCUUUGUUGAACAAGAAGGUAGUGAAGAAGAGAGUUAAACACUUCAAGAGGCCUCAAUGUGAUAGAAGAAUCACUGUCAAGCCAAGCUGGCGCCGACCAAAAGGUAUUGAUUCCAGAGUUAGAAGAAAGUUCAAAGGAUGUGUCCUGAUGCCCAACAUUGGAUACGGGUCUGACAAGAAGACCCGCCACUAUCUCCCCAAUGGCUUCAAGAAGUUUGUUGUGCACAAUGCAAGCGAGCUUGAUAUUCUAAUGAUGCACAACAGAACUUACUGUGCAGAGAUCGCACAUAACGUGUCCACAAGGAAAAGGAAAGAAAUUGUGGAGCGAGCAGCCCAACUUGAUGUGGUUGUUACUAACAAGCUUGCUAGGCUGCGCAGCCAGGAGGAUGAAUGAGCAUUUUGAGCUCGAAAAAGAGAUUUUUGCCCCUUUAGAAGAGAUCUAUAUAUUCAGUGUUUGAACUUGUUACCUGUGUUUGUCUGCAAACCAGUUUUCUAUUUCUAUCAGAUAUUGUGGGUUUUGAACCAUUUAGUUGUUUUCAAAUGUUUAAAUCAUCAGAUUUCAGUUUUCCAGA
Messenger RNA from Lycium ferocissimum, 614 nucleotides. RefSeq names its product large ribosomal subunit protein eL32z-like. Gene Ontology annotation, cellular component: ribosome; cytosolic large ribosomal subunit. Gene Ontology annotation, molecular function: structural constituent of ribosome. Gene Ontology annotation, biological process: translation. Bases 35 to 436 code for a protein of 133 amino acids. Lineage: Eukaryota; Viridiplantae; Streptophyta; Magnoliopsida; Solanales; Solanaceae. The transcript is spliced from 3 exons. The record is from RefSeq and is a predicted model, not a curated record.